Papilio xuthus (Asian swallowtail) is the source of this 2614-nucleotide messenger RNA. RefSeq names its product G protein alpha s subunit. Gene Ontology annotation, biological process: adenylate cyclase-activating dopamine receptor signaling pathway; sensory perception of chemical stimulus. The record is from RefSeq and is a predicted model, not a curated record. Gene Ontology annotation, cellular component: heterotrimeric G-protein complex; cytoplasm. Gene Ontology annotation, molecular function: G protein-coupled receptor binding; G-protein beta/gamma-subunit complex binding; GTP binding. The transcript is spliced from 10 exons. Bases 895 to 2037 code for a protein of 380 amino acids. NCBI's taxonomy places the organism in Eukaryota, Metazoa, Arthropoda, Insecta, Lepidoptera, Papilionidae.
AACAAUCUCGAUUUCAGCUGACCACGCCCCUUUAUCUCGAUUUACUGAACUUGCCACUAUAAAACACCUUUCUGUAAUAUCACAGCAGGCGACAUGUUGAUUUUUUUCUGUAGGUUCUGUGAAGCCGAUACGGAUCGCUGUCAUUGCUACAAAAAUGUCUUUGUAGUUAUCAGGGUGUAGGUCAUUUAAUUGUAGUCUUACUAACUAAUACGUGCUAAUUUUCGUAUGUUAAACGUUUAAUAAAGAGAAAGAAGAGGAUCUGCUCCACCCAAAUCGAGGGUGUGUAUGAAGUGAUGUUUGACCGAUAUAGAUUUGUAUCAAAAUAAUCUCAAGCUAUUUAUAAAUAUUAUUUUCUUAACUUUUACUUAUGUUCAAACGUUAAAAGUAGCGUCUGGUCUAUAAUUAACCUGUGAAAGUUUAUAAAUAUUACAAUAUUCCAUGGUGGACUUGUGAGAUUAGUCGGGUCAUUAUUUUUGAAGGUUGCCAUUUUUAUGCUGAAUAUAUCCGUGUGUGAUGAUUUUGGGCGUGAUCGCACCACUCGGUGGUGAUUUUUACAUGGCACGCUAGAGAUUCUCGUGUGCCGAGUGACGAGUGUCAGUGAUAUCGAAUACUUCGUACAUUGGAAAAAGUGGUAAGGCAAUCGGCAGUGCGUUAAAGUGUAGUGGUGGUUUCAGGUAGAGAUGCAAAUAGUGGUGUCGUUAAGUUGGAGAUAAUAUCAGUGCGGUUGCGAUUGUGCGAACAGUGAGGGAGGAUGCGGGGUCAGUGAAGGAGCAGCGCGGCACCACGGCUUCCUCAGUGGCGGGUGGCGCGCGGGGAGCCGAGUCUCCUUCGCAGGCCAACCAAGACACCGUGGACAACGCCACACCCACCUGCUGGUGGGCGGCGUGGUCGGCGAUGGGGUGUUUCGGCUCACCGGGCGGUAAGAGCAGCGAGGGCGAUGACCUCAAAUCCCAGAAGCGGAGGAGCGAUGCAAUAACUCGACAGCUUCAGAAAGAUAAGCAGUUGUAUCGGGCGACACAUCGUCUACUGUUGCUGGGUGCGGGUGAGUCCGGCAAGUCGACCAUUGUGAAGCAGAUGCGAAUCCUGCACGUCAACGGAUUCUCCGACAAGGAGCGCCGCGAGAAGAUUGAAGACAUUAAGAAGAAUAUACGAGAUGCUAUCCUAACAAUCACAGGGGCUAUGAGUACGUUGACACCACCUAUACCGCUCGAGAAGCCGGAGAAUAAGGCACGCGUCGACUACAUUCAGGAUGUAGCGUCGCAGCCCGAUUUUGACUACCCGUCGGAGUUCUACGAGCACACGGAACAGUUGUGGAAGGACCAAGGCGUGCAGCGCACAUACGAGCGUAGUAAUGAGUACCAGCUUAUAGAUUGCGCUAAAUAUUUCCUAGACCAGGUGCACAUAAUAAAGCAGCCGGACUACACGCCUACGGAGCAAGAUAUUCUCCGCUGCCGCGUCCUCACAUCGGGAAUAUUCGAGACACAGUUCGUCGUGGAUAAAGUCAACUUUCAUAUGUUCGACGUGGGCGGGCAACGGGACGAGCGUCGUAAGUGGAUCCAGUGCUUCAAUGAUGUGACGGCCAUCAUCUUUGUGACGGCCUGCUCCUCCUACAACAUGGUGCUCCGUGAGGAUCCAACACAGAACCGACUGAGGGAGUCGCUCGAUCUAUUCAAAAGCAUAUGGAAUAACAGAUGGCUGCGCACGAUAUCAGUGAUCCUGUUCCUGAACAAGCAGGACCUGCUCGCGGAGAAGGUGCUGGCGGGGAAGUCCCGAUUGGAGGAUUACUUCGCUGAGUUCGCGCGCUACCAAACGCCGCCGGACGCGACGCCCGACGCCCGCGACCACCCGGAAGUCGCCCGCGCCAAGUACUUCAUACGCGAUGAGUUCCUCCGCAUCAGCACAGCGAGUGGCGAAGGCAAGCACUACUGCUACCCUCACUUCACGUGCGCCGUCGACACGGAGAACAUAAAGCGCGUGUUCAACGACUGCCGCGACAUCAUACAGCGCAUGCACCUGCGCCAGUACGAGCUGCUCUAACAACACACCACCACACAACUACUACACCUACCCCUAACCCUCACACAACGAGAACGUGAAGAGCAAAGCAAAGGCAAGCGCUGGAGGCGACUCCUGGUCCAGCUGCCUCCGGAUGACACCAAUGUACCGACACGGCACAGCAAUAUUUACACUAUAUUAUAAUUAUAUUGUAUACGCCCCUACUUUGUGGUGUUUUACAUAUCCAAUUUAUCUCUCAAGUGGCGGAAAUUAGAACUAAAGGAAAUGUAUUGAAAUGUCAAAGAAUUUACUAGCGACAGUGGCGCCACUUACAGAUAAUUUGGUCGAUGAAUGCAAUCUCUCGCGCUCGCUCUAUGACACUCUUGUGUCGUUCGCAUGGUGUUUCCGAACGGCCACUCGCAGCCAUAGACACGGAUUUUUUUUCUUUUUCGCUCAUCCCACAAGAGUUGUUUAUAGAUUAUUUUGAUUUUAUUUUUUUUAUCGCAGAUUUUAUUAAAUUAAUUUUUAAUAUUCUAUUCGUAUUUCUGUAUUUUUUGUCGCUGUGUCUUUUUGCUAUUGUCUAUGGAUGUAAAUUUUAAUGCGAUUUUUUAAAUUUCGA